Molecule: messenger RNA, 360 nt
Organism: Trichophyton rubrum CBS 118892
Lineage: Eukaryota; Fungi; Ascomycota; Eurotiomycetes; Onygenales; Arthrodermataceae
Exons: 3
Coding region: 1-360 (119 amino acids)
Source: RefSeq, a predicted model, not a curated record
AUGGGUGACAACACCGAGACUACACUCGCCGGAAACGACGCCGCCAUGGACACUUCCGUGGACAAGGGCAAGGGCAAGGCCGUUGAGCGCGUGCCUGACGAUGUGGAGAUGGAGGCAGACGACAGCUCAGAGGACGAAGACGAUCUCGAGGAUGCUGUCGAUGAAGAUGAGGAGGGCGGGAACGAUAACCUCGAGCCCAUCUCGACAGACAACAUCCUGCCCAGUGGCAGACGCACGCGCGGCAAGGAGGUCAACUACGCGGAACUUGCUGCCAAGGAGAAGGAGACGGGUGACGUUGCCAUGGACGACGACGACGACGAAGACUUCAAAGCCCCUGUUGACGACGACAUGGAGCAUUAA